ACCAGAAGUUGUGAAUGCCCCAUCACUGGAAGUUUUUCAAGAAGGAAAGGGGCUGGACUAGAAGGCCUCCAAGGUCCCUUCCAGCUCAAUUCUGAUUCCUGCUCUCUCUUCCUUUCAGGCUCUAGAAUGUUCCUCGGCAAACCGGAGGCGGAGCUGAGCGAGCUGCGGAGAAGCGUGGAGGACGCCAGCGGCACCCCGGAACAGCUGGAGGAGGAGCUGUCCAAGAAGAAACACCGGCGUAACCGGACCACGUUCACCACCUACCAGCUCCACGAGCUGGAGAGGGCCUUUGAGAAAACCCACUACCCGGAUGUCUACAGCCGGGAAGAGCUGGCCAUGAAGGUCAACCUGCCAGAGGUUCGAGUUCAGGUUUGGUUCCAGAAUCGGCGUGCCAAAUGGCGCCGUCAGGAGAAGAUGGAAGCCACCGCCAUGAAGCUCCACGACACCCCUGUGCUGUCCUUCAGUCGGCCCCCCAUGGCGGCCAACAUGGGGCCGAUCGGCAACUCUCUCCCCUUAGACCCGUGGCUGACCUCUCCCAUCUCCGGCGCCACCACGGUGCACAGCAUCUCGGGAUUGAUGGGGCCCAGCCAGGCCCUCCAGCCCACCUACCCAGGCCACUCCUUCCUCAAUAACCCCCCAGCCCUGCCCCAGAGCAUGCAACCCAUGGCGUACCAGUGCGCUACGACGUUUGUGGACAAAUAUCCCUUGGAGGAACUUGACCAGCGGAAUUCCAGCAUUGCCGCGCUGCGCAUGAAAGCAAAGGAGCACAUUCAGACCAUAGACAAAACCUGGCAGCCCAUUUGAUGGCGGGUCAGGUUGCCCUGCCGUAGCAAAAACACCGACCAGGCUGAGCCGGGACUAAGAGACUCUCUUACAAUUCCUGGUCAAGAUGUCGCUUAGUUUUCUCACGCCAUCACGCCGGUGAGGCACCGCGGGAAAAGGGAACCGCUCUCUGAUUCCUUUUGAUAGACCUCAGUUAUAAAGUGGAUUUACGCGCUUUCUUUCCCCCACCGGAUUGGUGGCAGGAGUGGGAUCUGCCGGAAAAGAAUUCUGGGCGGCGUCUUUGUCCUUGCAGAACUGCUGAAGUUAUUCUUACAGGCAGGCGUAGAAUUCGGCAGGGAAUUUCUGCAGGCCUCGAAACUCUCUUCCAAACCAAACCAAAUUCUGGAAGAACCUCAGGAUUUAUUUAUUGGGGUUUUUUUGUUCUUUUUCUACUGAAUACCAGCUGGGAAGGUGGAAACGAAGCGAAAUUGCACCAUUUCAGAACGGGUGUUUUUAAGCGAGAGGGCAGUUUUCUGCUCCGUCUGCUGUUACAUUUUGGGUUUUCUCCUGCAAUCUUGUUUGACCUUAAUUCAGCAGCUACUAUAGGUUAGUCCUUGGCUUACAACCGUUUGAAGUUUCAACAGCACUGAAUAAAAAAAUGACCUACGACCAUUUUUCACACUUAUGACCAAUAAUGGCAUCCCCAAGGCCACAUGAUCAAAAUUCAGACCCUUGGCAACGGUCUCCUAUUUAUGACGGUUGCAGUGCCCCGGGGGUGUGUGUGUCAUGUGAUCCCCUUUUGCAACCUCCUAAUUGCCAGAUUGGGGGGAGCCAGACGGGCUUAACAACCUUGGUGCUAACUUAACAAUUGCAGUGAUUCACUUAACAGCCGUGGCAAGAAAGGUCGUAACACGGGACGAGGCUCACUUAACCCACGUCUCGCGUAACAACAGAAAUUUUGGGCUCCGUUGUGGUCGUACGUCAAGGACUACCUGUCUAGGAUGGGAUUUCCAGGCUGGCCAGAUUAAAAACCAGCAAGCAACACGGGAGAAAAAAUGGACACUUCUCAGGGUUGUUGUCAUUUUUGUUAUUGUGGUGAGGAAGCACCCCUAGUCAGAAUGGCAAAAA
Molecule: messenger RNA, 1890 nt
Organism: Ahaetulla prasina
Lineage: Eukaryota; Metazoa; Chordata; Lepidosauria; Squamata; Colubridae
Product: retinal homeobox protein Rx1-like
Exons: 2
Coding region: 127-804 (225 amino acids)
Biological process (GO): positive regulation of transcription by RNA polymerase II
Molecular function (GO): DNA-binding transcription factor activity, RNA polymerase II-specific; RNA polymerase II cis-regulatory region sequence-specific DNA binding
Source: RefSeq, a predicted model, not a curated record